AUGGCUUUCAAUAGCUCUUCGACAUGGGCUGGUAGUGUCGGUUCAUCCUCUGGAUGGUCUUUAGAAACGAGCUGGUGGCCAUCGGACAGCACAUCCGGAAGAAGUACGUUGGCCUCGAGAGAUGGUGGCUCGUUGAUGGUAACUUCUUCAUCAGGACCAACUAUAGUGACGCCAUCGAGCUCACAACUUUAUUCCAGUUCGGAGAUUGAUAGUGCAUCGUUAGGACAAGUUGUAUCGUCCCAAAGCCCGCAAUUGUCCAGGCUGUGGUCUCGAAGUUCUUCAGCAGUCGUCCCGUUGAGCACCUUGGAGAGCUCGAGUGCAUCUGGGGUCUCUAGUUCGUCGACAAGUGCAUCUGAAAGCGAACUUUCUUCCGUGCGGUCUGAAUCUUCCAGCAGUUCCGGUUUAGAACGCUCGUCGGCAUCAUCGGCAUCGUCUUCGUGGGCGUCAAGAUCAUCGUCAUCGUCGCCAUCUUCCUCUUCCGACUCGGAUACCUCCGUUAUAGACCUCUCAACUUCUUCGUCGAGCUCGGAAAGCGUGAUACCUUCCACGUCAGUGUUGGAACCGCAAAGCACUCCUUUCUCUUCUUCAUCAGCGACUUCGGCUUGGACUUCGACAUCGGCGCCAAGCUAUACGGUUUCACAGGACUCCCGGUCGAUCUAUUACAUAUACACCCAGCUUUACCACAUCACAGGUUCAACCACUACGUUUGAUACAGGGCUUCCAACUACGACUGCUCGUGCGAAAACCGUCACCAGCAGCUUCUCGGUCCCCACCAGCACGCAGACUCGAGGAAUCCAGUUUUAUGAAAAUUGGCUCGACGGGGGUCUUGGUGAAGCCAGCAGUCCAUCUAGUCCAACUAAGAACAAGAUAAUAGGCGGCGUAGUUGGAGGGGUCGCGGGAGCUCUGCUUUGCGGAAUUGUGUUAUGGCUCAUGUUCUUCAGACGUAGGAAGAAAACGACAAAAGCGCCUCGAGGAUUCACAUCUAAGAUCGGUCGUCGGGCAGGAUAUCCACUACCGUCCCAGGCAUCAGACCAUGACCAAGAGAAGGUGUCCCCUCCUGCCACUGGCAGCGGACAGACGGCCCUUUUGUCCAGGAUAAAGAGUAAAGCCAUGGCGCAAAUAUCGAGGAACAAAGGCGAAACAGAUCCUCGCAACGACAGCGGAAAUCCAUUUCAAGAUGAGUUCAAUUUCCAAGCCAGGCGACCUCCUCCAAUCCCCCCGUCAAGAAACAUUACUGGUAUUUACGCCUCAGCGGACCCAGAGGUGCCGGUCGAUCACAGGUUUUCUUACGUAUCAUCGCUGACCGACUCCUCCUAUAUCUCGUCAACGCAAGGCAAUUACUCUUCAAUGUCAUCUUCUUCAAUAAGGUUGGCCCCAGACGCUGAGCGAAAUCCUUCAGAGAGCGCUCGCGGCUUUUUACGAGAAGUGAUAUGA
This is a messenger RNA of Torulaspora globosa, 1434 nucleotides long. RefSeq lists its product as uncharacterized. Bases 1 to 1434 code for a protein of 477 amino acids. The transcript has a single exon. The record is from RefSeq and is a predicted model, not a curated record. Lineage: Eukaryota; Fungi; Ascomycota; Saccharomycetes; Saccharomycetales; Saccharomycetaceae.